GGAGUCUGAAUAGCUAUAGCUACUAGAUAUAUUUAUAGAAAAAAAUAAAGUGUUUCAUAUUCGCAAGUCAUCGAUACUUAAAAACAACAAAACCAUAAUUUAGGAUCUAAAUAAUUCCAAAAUAUCAUCAGAUUCACAUAACACACCAAACACUCUCCAAUGCACACACAUAAAUCAUGGCACAGAAUAUCAUCAUCAUCACCUUAAUCUUGUUAACUUGUACCAUAAUCAUUCCAAAAACACAAUCUUUUAAAGCACCAAUUCUUCCACAAGAUUUGCUACCUUUAUUGCCCAGACAAAUUUCAUGGCCAAUUUUGAGGUCACUCCGAACAGCCACCGAUAUUCUGCCCACUUUUGUCGGAGCCGCCGCUGUCACUAACAAUUCAGAGAUUAUUAACUGGAAAGGGUCUUGUUUUUAUGAAAACAAUGCUUGGUUAGAGCUUCAUAAUAAAAGUGGAAGUCAAUUUGGUGGUGGCACUCUUCAUAUUAAGGUAAGCAAUGCCCACAGCUGGACAUGUAUGGAUCUUUAUCUCUUUGCUACUCCUUAUCGUGUGAAGUGGGACUAUUACUUUUUAUCUCGGGAACAUAAGGUUGAAUUUCAUGAAUGGGAAGGGAAAGCGGAAUAUGAAUAUGUAAAAAAUAAGGGUGUUGCUAUUUUUCUAAUGGAAUCGGGAAUGUUGGGAACUCUUCAAGCAUUGUGGGAAGUAUUCCCAUUGUUUACAAAUACCGGAUGGGGUGAGAGUGCAAAUCUUGCAUUCCUUGAGAAAUAUAUGGGUGCCAAGUUUGAAGAGCGUCCCCAACCGUGGGUCACAAAUGUUAACAUAGAUGACAUACAAUCAGGGGACUUCCUUGCAAUAUCGAAGAUCCGUGGGCUAUGGGGUGGGUUUGAGACACUUGAGAAAUGGGCUUCUGGGGCAUAUGCUGGCCACUCUGCUGUUUGCUUAAGGGACUCUGAAGGCAAACUAUGGGUCGGAGAGUCUGGACACGAAGAUGAAGAGGGUCAAAACCUUAUUGUUGUGUUACCAUGGGAAGAGUGGUGGAACUAUGAGCUGACAAAAGAUAACAAUAAUCCCCAUAUUGCAUUGCUUCCUUUGCAUCCUGACCUUCGGUCCAAGUUCAAUGAAACAGCCGCAUGGGAGUAUGCACGAAGCAUGAUAGGAUUGCCGUAUGGUUACCAUAAUCUGAUAUUUAGCUGGAUAGACACUAUUAAUGGAAACUAUCCACCUCCAUUGGAUGCUCAUCUGGUUGCUUCCGUUAUGACCGUAUGGAACCAAUUGCAACCCGCAUAUGCUGCCAACAUAUGGAACGAAGCCUUGAACAAGCGGCUUGGGACUCAGGGCCUUGACCUUCCUGAAAUUUUGGUAGAAGUUGAAAGGCGCGGUUCAUCAUUCGCUGAAUUGUUAACCAUUCCCGAACAAGAUGACUGGACAUACGUUGAUGGAAAAUCAACUUCUUGUGUUGCAUUUAUCCUAGAAAUGUACAAAGAAGCAGGACUUUUUGGUGAUAUUGCAGACAAGAUCCAAGUGACUGAAUUUACAAUAAAAGACGCAUAUACCCUCAACUUCUUUGAAAACAACUCGAGUCGCCUGCCAAAAUGGUGCAACGAUGGUGACACAGUAAAGCUUCCAUUCUGUCAAAUUACUGGAAAGUAUCGAAUGGAGUUACCUGGAUACAAUACCAUUGAGCCGUAUCCACAUAUGGCUGAAAAUUGCCCAUCAAUGCCUCCAGAUUACUUGAGACCAAAAUAUUGCUGAAGGAUACCAAUCAAUUGGUAGUAGUACAGUACUCAGAAUCAACUGGUUAUUGAUGUGUAUAUUUGACAGACUGAAUACAUAGUGCAAUAACGUACUUAAACAGUUAAACUACAUAAAGAUAUCUUGGGUCUGCAUUAGAUCAAUUAGAGGUCAUGUAGCGGUUUAUAGGUUUUUUAGAUGUUAUUGAAGUCUUGGAUUGUAUAUUGUAGAAGUGAAUAUUAUGUUUUUAUUUAACAGAGUUCGAUAGUUAUUAAUGACCACGUAUAAUUCAAAUGUCUGCUAAA
Molecule: messenger RNA, 2038 nt
Organism: Erigeron canadensis
Lineage: Eukaryota; Viridiplantae; Streptophyta; Magnoliopsida; Asterales; Asteraceae
Exons: 7
Coding region: 177-1754 (525 amino acids)
Source: RefSeq, a predicted model, not a curated record